Closterium sp. NIES-65 is the source of this 1545-nucleotide messenger RNA. The record is from the annotation of a GenBank genome assembly. NCBI's taxonomy places the organism in Eukaryota, Viridiplantae, Streptophyta, Zygnematophyceae, Desmidiales, Closteriaceae.
AUGUCCCCCGUGCAUGCACAGAACCUGGUGAGCGUGACGGUGGUGCUGGUGCUCGUGUAUAUGGGCGUCAUCGCCACGGAGCCCCUCACGCUGCGACUCAUGACCGUGUGGUUACCAGUCAACCUCAUCUUCGUUGGCAUGCUCGUCACCUCCUUCUUCAGCCUACAGUACAUGCAGGUGGCGAUGGUAACAAUACUAAAGAAUGUGACCAACCUCAUCACAGCGGUGGGCGAGAUGUACCUCUUCCCCUCCUCCGCUCCCCUCCCCCACCUUUCCCUCUUGCAGUCUACAGUACAUGCAGGUGGCGAUGGUGACGAUAUUAAAGAACCUCCUCCCCCCUUUCCUCUCUCACGAGUCAUUAUUGACUUUAGAGGCGCCUCAAGCGCCACUCCUUCAAAGUCAGGGGCUCUCUCUUCCUCAUGGUCCGUACCGCCUCUCUUCCCCCCUUCCUCUCUCACGAGCCCUUAUUGCUCUCUCAUGCCAUGCUCUGCCGCGCCACCGCUGUCACCUCUAACUGUACCCUCUCUAUCCGCUCACCCUGGCAUGCCACAUCCUCACUGCGCCAUGCAGCACGGCUCCACCCUCUGUCGCGCCCCCCCUCAUCCUCUCCUCACCCUGCGCCGCCAGCAUUCCCAAUCCCCUUCCUUCUUCUCCCCCUGCGCCCUGUGCUACCCAUGCCGCCUGUGUGCCUCUUUGCUCCCCAUGUCUCCCGGUGCCACGUGGCAGAUCCUAUCGGCCUUCUGUGGCGGCUUCACGGACCUGGCCUUCCAUCCAGUGGGCUACACGUGGCAGAUCUUCAACUGCUUCUUCACCGCCGCGUACUCGCUAACCCUGGGCAGGGUGAUGGACAGUGCCAAGGCGGCGACCAAGAGCGGGCAGCUGUCGGAGUUCACAAUGGUGCUGCUCAACAAUGCGCUCUCCUUCCCUCUUGCCCGCUUUCCCUUCCCUAUCUUCCCUCUCCCCCCAUCCCCUUGCCAAACAAGCAGCGCAAGUGCGAAAGCUGCGACCAAGAGCGGGCAGCUGUCGGAGUUCACGAUGGUGCUGCUCAACAACGCGCUCUCCUUCCCUCCCGCCAUCCUCCUCAUCAUCGCCUUCAGCGAAACCAAAUACCUCCUGCACUCUCCGCUGAUGCUGAAUGGGGGCUUCUGGGUGGCGGUGACGCUGAGCGGGCUGCUGGGGCUCGCCAUCUCCUUCACGUCCAUGUGGUUCCUGCACCAGACCUCGCCCACCACCUACAGUCUGGUGGGGUCGCUGAACAAGAUCCCACUCUCUCUCUUCGGCAUCAUUCUCUUCAACGCCCCCACCAACCCACCUACCCUCCUGGUGGGGUCGCUGAACAAGAUCCCGCUCUCGCUCUUCGGCAUCAUUCUCUUCAAUGCGCCCACCAACGCUGCCAACAUCUCCUCCAUCCUCUUCGUGCGUCCACACCCCCCCUUCUUCGGUGCGUGCCGCACUUGGCCUGCACCCUAUUUGCUAUCUCCACUGAGCCACUCCCCCUCACGGAGUAAAAAGGCUGGACUACUAGCCACUUCCCGCACGGAGUAA